This is a messenger RNA of Drepanopeziza brunnea f. sp. 'multigermtubi' MB_m1, 3531 nucleotides long. RefSeq lists its product as uncharacterized. The record is from RefSeq and is a predicted model, not a curated record. Lineage: Eukaryota; Fungi; Ascomycota; Leotiomycetes; Helotiales; Drepanopezizaceae. Gene Ontology annotation, molecular function: nucleic acid binding; ATP binding.
AUGGCAAAACUACAGGCUGCCACUGUAUCUAACCAGAUAAUUAGAAAACGCAAGCGAAAACAAGUCGAGGAAUCAGAAGAGGAAUCUCCAGCUCCGUCCGAAGCUGGCUCUGAAGCCGUCUCGACCACAUCAACGGUUGCUACAAAAGCCCACGAUGGUGGCACGAAGCCACAACGACUUCCCAAGCCAAAACCGCCCCCUAAACUAUCGCGGAACGCCUCUACGCUAUCAACCCCUGUUAACAGUGCUGUCCCAUGGCCUGCCUCCUUCCAGUCGCUCGAAAAGACUCAUCGCGCGCUGAACCUCGUCUUCACGUUCUGCUCUACGCGCAAACACCUUGCUACAACUUUCGACAAUAUUAAAUCGGCUGUGGAGGGACAUACAAAGCGGGAGCUGAGCAUUGAGGAUGUUGCGCGGAUCGUGGCUCUGCGUCCUGGUGGGAUGAACUUCUCCUAUGUGGAUGAGGCGAUGCUGCAGGUCGAUGUGAGGGGCUCCGAGAGAGACGACACAUUCAAGGGAGGCAGAGCUAAAACAUGGCACGCAGCUGGCCCGGCUCCAGAUGCCUCUGUGGGAGGCAUCACUGGCGCCGAAGGACUGGGAUAUGGUGGAAAUGUAACAGGAGAUGGCAAAGAAGUUCUUUUCUUCGAGUUUCUGGAUGGCGAUCUGAAGCGUCAGGUCAAGGAUAAGAAGACGGGGGAAGCUACUAAGGCUACGAGAAAGCUACGGGACGAGGACCUGAAGAUGCCAGUGUUCAGUCAGAAGCAGAUGAUGACUUUGAUUGAGAAGCGAAACCGCAAGUUUACAAGUGCUAUCAAUGCCUUCCUGAACCGCUGUGAGGCUGAGAACAUAGACCCCGAGGAUACAUUAUGUUCGGAGGCCAAACUGUACAUUCCAGAGCCUUCCUACUCACGGAUUACGUCACCGAAGCCUGACGCCAGUCUUCUGCCCAAAACUAUCCCAACAGAGAGAAAGAUGAUUUCGGAGAUUGUUAGCGAAAUCAGGGAAAGCGAGUGGUAUACCCAGCAGAUUGUUCCAGACGGUCAUCGAGUCUUUGAUCCGCAAGAAGCUAUCUAUGGUGACCUCAAUUUCCAGCUCAGUCAAGAUCUUGUGAAUGCCUUGUACAAUACCAAGAACAUCACACAGCUAUAUGCUCACCAAGCUGAGGCUAUCAACAAUCUACAUGAUGGUCACCAUGUCGUCGUUUCCACUUCAACGAGCUCUGGAAAGUCGUUGAUCUACCAGCUUCCGGUCCUACAUGAACUCGAAAAAGAUCAUAAUACCAGAGCCAUGUACAUAUUCCCCACCAAAGCAUUGGCCCAAGACCAACGGAGAAGUCUUAAGGAGAUGAUGAGGUUCAUGACCGGUCUCGAACAAACCAUCGUGGAGACAUUUGACGGCGACACUCCUAUGAGUGAUCGAAAUCUAAUUCGAGAGGAGGGUAGAAUUAUCAUCACCAAUCCCGAUAUGCUUCACAUUACCAUCCUCCCGCAAGAGGAGAAAUGGCGGACUUUCCUACAGAACCUCAAGUAUGUUGUAGUCGACGAGAUUCAUGUCUAUAACGGACUCUUCGGCUCGCACGUUGCAUUGAUCAUGCGCCGACUGAGGAGGAUUUGUGCGGCGGUAGGAAACCGUCAUAUCAAGUUCAUUUCGUGUUCUGCUACAGUUGCGAACCCCAUGGAGCACUUCAAGACCAUCUUCGGAAUCGAAGAUGUGAAAUUGACGGAUUUCGAUGGGUCGCCAUCUGGACGCAAAGAGUUCCUGUGCUGGAAUACACCAUUUAAAGAUCCUGGAGAUCCGGCAAGUGGUCGAGGAGAUACCAUGGCUGAGGCGGCAAGACUGUUCUGCCAGCUGAUAUUACGUGGUGUGCGGGUUAUCGCAUUCUGUAGGAUACGAAAGGGCUGCGAGGUUUUGGUGGGGGCUGUGAAGCAAGAGCUUGCCAAUCUCGAACGAUCGGAAUGUAUGGCUCGAGUAAUGGGAUAUCGAGGCGGCUACACGCCUCAAGAUAGACGUCGGAUUGAGAGCGAGAUGUUUGAGGGGAAAUUGAUGGGGAUCGUCGCUACUACUGCCCUAGAGCUGGGAGUCGACAUCGGAUCACUCGAUGCAGUCAUUACAGUAGGGUUUCCAUACUCGAUCUCAAACCUCCGACAACAGAGUGGUAGAGCUGGGCGUCGAAACAAGGACUCUUUAUCUGUCUUGAUCGGAGACUGUUUCCCUACGGACCAGUUCUAUAUGCAAAACCCGGACGAGAUCUUUACAAAGCCAAAUUGUGAACUGCAGGUUGACUUGCAGAAUCUUUUAGUACUGGAAGGCCAUGUCCAGUGCGCUGCCUACGAAAUGCCGAUUCGUCCAAAUGAAGAUUCUGCAUACUUCGGGAAGAUGCUCCCAGAACUGGCAGAAGAACGAAUGAUCAAAGAUGAGCUUGGUUUCUACCACUGCCAUGAUCGAUUUCGCCCUUUACCAUCCAAGUACGUCUCGAUCCGAGACACAGAAGAAGACCAUUUCGCGAUCAUAAACAUCACUCACGGCCAGAAUGUUGUGCUUGAAGAGCUUGAAGCGUCUCGAGCGUUCUUUACUCUAUACGAUGGCGGCAUAUUCUUGCAUCAGGGAAACACAUAUCUGGUAAAGGAAUUUAAUCCAGAGCGAAAAAUUGCCAAGGUGGAGCUCGUCAAGGUAGACUGGACCACUCAGCAACGUGACUUCACAGACAUCGAUCCAAUCGAGACUGAAGCCAUUCGCCGGAUACCCAAGUCCCUCUCACGCGCUUUCUACGGACAAAUCAAGAUCCAACAGACAGUCUUUGGCUUCUUCAAGAUUGACAAACGCCGGCGAAUUCUCGAUGCGGUACAAGUAGACAAUCCACCCGUCGUCAUAUUCAGCAAGGGCAUGUGGCUAGAUGUCCCAAAGCAAGCUCUCGAAAUACUAGUCGGGCGCCGUCUCAACGUGGCAGGAGCCAUCCACGCCGCCGAACAUGCAAUCCUCAGUCUCAUGCCCAACUUCGUGGUCAGCAUGCCCGGCGACGUGCGCACCGAAUGCAAAGUUCCACAGAAAGAAUUUGCACAGAAGGAAACAUCUCGCAAACGACCCGCCCGCCUGACCUUUUAUGACGCGAAAGGUGGAGCAGGCGGAUCAGGAAUCAGUACCAAAGCCUUCGAGUUCAUUGACUUACUGCUGAAGCAAGCAGUGAGGAGGGUUGAGGCGUGUCAUUGCUACGAGGGGUGUCAGGAGUGUGUAACGAGUGAGCAGUGCAAGCAUGCAAACGAGGUCAUGAGUAAGGCGGGCAGCGAGGUCAUUUUGAAGAGUUUGCUCAAUAUGGAGAUUGAUAUCGAUGCACUUCCCAUGGGACCCGAGGAGUUGGGCCCGGCUGGCAUCGAGACUGUCGUGCUUGCGAAGCCUGUUCUUCCAAAAGGCAGGACUGUUGAAAUUACUGAGCCUGGCGCGGGUCGUAAUAAGAGGGCUCAUGUUGUAGUUGGGAGGCUCGAUGAAGAUGGUGUGGAGACGGAGGUGGCCAUCAAAGCUGAGCCUGAGGAUUGA